Messenger RNA from Paramuricea clavata, 1890 nucleotides. The record is from the annotation of a GenBank genome assembly. Lineage: Eukaryota; Metazoa; Cnidaria; Anthozoa; Malacalcyonacea; Plexauridae.
AUGAGUGAGAAGAGGAAUUAUACGGGACGUCUGGAUAUGGAUGUCGUUAGGGGUACUAGGGGCCCCCCUCUACCCGAAGAACAAUCCGGGUAUUAUUCAACCGAACGAGUAAGAAGUUCGGGUUAUUUACUGCAACAAAGGCAGGAACAUUUGGAUUAUACUGCAGAAUGGGUAAACAGAGUCGAAUUGCCAGAGAGAGCCCAUUCUACUUGCCCAGUCAAGAUUACCGAGCCUAUUGUGGGAGAAACCCGGCAGAGGGUAACUCGAUCUGCCCCUGCACUUAGCAUCAGGUCAGGAGUGUUGAACAGGUCCACUAUUGUCAGAACUAAACUCGAACUAGAGUUGAAGCAUUUAAAGGAAAAACAGAGACUAGAUCAGGAACAGAGAGAGUUACACUUAGAAACGCAAAGACACGAAAUGGAACAACAGAAGAAGCUAGCUGAGCUGGAAGAAAGGUGCAGAUUGCAUGAAUUAGAGGUAAGAUUGGCAGAAGCACAAAUGCAAGAACAGCUAGAACAUGAUGAGGAUGAUCCAGAUUCAAGGUCAAAUCGAGGUGAUGAUUAUCCAGAAAGAUUGGAUCACUUGGAGGAACAGGUUGAUCAUCCUAUAGCUGCUAGUGGUGUGAACAACAACAUUGAAACCUCUACGAGAGACACCACAGAUAUCCCAAGAGUCACAUUAGCUAAUCAAACAAGUUUGGAGACCCACAAUUCACCAUCAGCACAGUUACCAGAGACUACCCGAAAUGGCGAGAUUCCACCACAGCCGAGUCGAAUGCAACCAUUUCCAAACCACCCCCAGUGUAGUCCACCAUAUGCAAGAAGACCGCCACGGGACGGUGACCAGCAACCGUCAUCCCAUGAUCGCCUACCAUUGGAACCAAACCCACAAUCAGGGCAAUCACUUGGUUGUUAUCGUGAACAAUCACUCAAUAUACAAGGGCGGCAACCCCCCGUGUUUGUUCCCCGGUAUCUCAGUGGUCAACACAACCCACAACAUUUGGGGACCUAUAUCACCAAUAAUGUAUCAUUACCAGAACCCGAUACCACUGCCCAGCAGAUAUUUGAGCAUCAACAACAAGCCCUCAAUUUGAUGGCAAGCACAAUUGGAACUACCAUAAGCAAGGGAUUCGAAAUGCCACGAAGAGAGUAUAUGACCUUUGAUGGCAACCCGUUGACCUAUCCCAGCUUCAUGGAGAAUUUCAAAACUAAUGUAGAAGACAUUGAGCCCAGCCCUAAUGCUAGACGUAACUUCCUGAUACAACUAUGCAGUGGAAAGGCGAAGGAAGCUAUAAGUGGAACAGUAAUGUUACCUGCAGAGGAAGGUUAUAUUAAAGCCAAGUCUAUCUUACAUGAGAUGUUUGGACAAACACACAUAGUCGCAGCAUCCCACAUCGAUAAAAUCACUGGAGGGGGACCAAUCAAAGAGAACGAGAACGAAAGAUUGAUGCAGCUUGCACGAGAUAUGGAGAAUUGCGAGAUGAACUUGAACAAACUCGGCUAUCAGGCUGAUAUCAACUCAAGAAGCAACAUGAGUGCUGUAGUCAUGCGUCUCCCAAGAUAUCUUCGUUCGGAGUGGGCCAAAGAGGCACAAAACUCAAGAGAUCGGAGUAAAGAACCAGACUUUGCGCAGCUGACGAGAUUUGUUGUUAAGAAGGCAAAGCUGGCCAACACUGAAUAUGGUCGACUCAUAAGUGCAAGAUCCAACAACGAAAGGCGAAUUUGGCAAGGGGCCUCGAGUGGGCAGGAAUGUGUCGACUUACCUAUCACACGGUUCAAACACGGAGAUAAAGGGACAUUUUGGGGAUCAUUCAAGGCAUGGGAACCCGACGGGCAGACCAAAAUGUUUAUGUUGCGACAGAGAUGGUCACACGAUCGAAAAGUGUUUUAA